AUGGUGGGCACUCAGUUGGUCACACCUCCCAGUCCCAGGGAGAGCCCACAGGAUGCUAUAGUAAACGUCAGUUUCGUGGUCAUAGGUUUUUCCUCUCCGAGUGGCACCGCGGCUCUGCCGUAUGUGGAACCAGCGCUAUCUAUGGCCGUUGAACACGUCGAAACAAAUUACAAGGAGAAUAUGCAUUUCCGCUUGCAUUUUAUGGAAGAACAAACAUGCGCUGACCUCGGUAGCAAUGCUGUCGCCAUGCUGUCGGAAUGGCACUACCGUAAGCGAGACGAUCGGGACCUCACGAUAUACAUCAUACCAGCGUGUGUGGAAGAAACCGAUAUUCCGUAUUUCCAUACACAGUGGAAUACGUUGUGGAUUUCAACAGUCUCCGCCGGUUCGAAAGUGCGCUAUCGUAAUUUAUAUCCAACAUGGAUAUCGACAAAUUAUUAUCUCAUGUCCGAAUGCGCUGGAUUACUGCUUGAGAUACUGAUUAAGUACAACUGGACUACAACAACUGCAAUCAUCGACAACAGUUCGUCUCCGUUUUACUUCACCUUAGCAUCGAUAUUCUUUGCCACUGUCGCAAGCCAGAAACAUGUAACAAGCGUUGUGAGGACAAUUGAAGCAAAACCAGGUUUCAACGGCUUUCGAUCGCUUCUGGAAGGCAUUCGGGCAACAAGCAGGGUGGUGCUGUACUUCGGCAGUGGACCGGCUCUUCGGGACUUUCUGCUAACCGCUUAUUCUUUGGAUAUGACAAAUGGAGAAUAUGUUUACGUACUGAUUGAGAACAGCCCCAACCGUCCAAUAAACUGGCAGAUUGGCAAUGCAAACGAUUUGGCUCUGCUGCAAGCGUUCCAGUCGGUCUUGAUGGUACAUCCAACCGAUAACACGAAAAAUAGUUCCACAAAGAUGCAACUUGCAACAGAAUUUCAACGACGAACCAUGCAAGAUUUUAACUUCACAUAUCAGCUAUCGCAGCAGCCAUACGAUCUUAUCCUUGGAAAUUACAUGACGGUGUUUGCGCUAGCGAAAAUUAUCAACGAUACAAUUGCCUCAGGCAAAACAGCGGAUUGGAGUGGUACGGCUUUAGCACGGCGUCUCUUGAACCAAACGUUCAGUGACGACAUCGGUAAUAGCAUGUACAUCGACAACGAGGGACAACGACGCACCGACUUCAUUGUUUCAUAUUUCAGUACAAAUGGGACCCGCAAGACUCUGCUUCAAAAGUUUGGUAACACCGGUGUUUUACUGGAAGCCCCUCAAUUGAGAGCAUGGGUCAAUGAUCCUUUUCCUCCCCCCAACGAACCACUUUGUGGAUAUUUACAUCAGAGCUUCUUUUGUUUUGCGGCGAGUGUCAGUUCUCUGACAAAAGCGUUGAUUUCCACUGUGUCGGUUGUGUGUGUAUUUCUUGGAAUCGCAAUCGUAGGAUACAUUAACAAGCAGAGAGCUAGAAACAACAUGCUCACAGACCCGUGGUGGCAAGUCCACCUGGAUGAGAAUCGGUCCGAUCGAGAAGUAUUCUGUUUUCCCACGCCAUUAGUGGGACAGAAACAAAAACACUCGGAAUUCUCACGCGGCACCGGUACCAGCGGUCUUCCUGAUGCAAUAAUCGGGACACGCGAUAUUUGUAGAGCUAUCAUUUUCGGCUCGCUCGAGAGCAGACCAGUUAUGGGCUGGAAGGUAUCCAGUAGAAAGCAUCCGGUCAGCUUUGCCAACAUCUCUGCUAACAUUGAUCUGUUGAUUCUACUCCGAAAGCUUAACAAAAUCGACCAUAUUAAUAUUUGUCGCUUUGUGGGACUGACGAUAACAAAAUCUUCUAAAGAACUCCACUGGGUAUCCGCCGUAUUGGACUGCCCAUCACGGGGUCCCUUGCCGGAUUUAUUUGAUAGCUGGAUUAGUAAAGACGAGGCUAUGACAAGCUCACUGGUUCUGGAUUAUCUCCAAGCAGUGCGGUACAUUCACUCUUCGUCUCUGCAAUUUCAUGGGCGCAUCAGCAUUCUGACCUGCUGGAUUGACAGGCAUUUCACGCUUAAACUAGCACAUUUGGCAUCCGACAGACUACGAGAAGAAACACAUAUCGCUUGUGGAGAUUUAAGCACCGCAGCAUGUCAAAACACUGUUUGGGAAUCCUUCUAUUGGUCACCACCAGAAUCAGGAAGCAUGCUUGAUAGCAAGUCGUUGCAGAUGGUCGACAUUUACUCCUCCGGUUUGAUCUUGCUCGAUAUCCUGACCAUGGGAAAAUUGCUAGACAAAGUGAGAUCCCUAACAAAAGACCAAAGUUUUCACGAUCUUCACUAUGGGACAAUGUUUUCGAGCGUGCCCGAAUUCGAAGUGGCACUGACAUCUUGCAUCGACUUAGACCCGCUCCAACGACCCGAUAUAAGCAGUCUCCUCCAUUCGUUGGCCAGAAUUAGUCCUACGCUAGCUUCGGAUAAACGAAAGACGACUCUUUUCGACAAAAUCAUUUCCAGAUUAGAAAACUAUGCAGUUGAAUUAGAAUGUCAGGUGAUAAAGAGAACCAGCGAAUUAACGGAAGAAAUGAAUAAAUGCGACGCGAUCAUCCAUCAGUUCUUGCCACGAUAUAUUGCCAAACAACUCCGAGCCGGCGAAAAAGUCUUACCAGAGUUUUUUGAAUGCGCGACAAUUACGUUUACCGAUUUAUAUGGAUUCGCCGAUUUCGUGAAGAACCAACCACCUGAAAUGACGAUCACUCUUACAUCCGCCACUGAAGCUUGCAUCGAUAAGUUGUCAACCGAGUGUGGUGUUUAUAAAGUGGAGGCUAUCGGCGACUCCUUUAUGGUAGCCAGCGGACUACCAGAAAGGAUUGGCAUAAAUCAUAUCGAGCGUACAGCAGUGUUUGCUACAAGGCUAAUGGAACUUCGGCCACAACUGACCUUUCUGCACAAUUUACGGUUUAAAAUUGGAAUCCAUUCUGGCCCGUGCGCUGCUGGAUUAAUGGGAUCAAAGCGACCACGCUACUGUCUGUUUGGGGAUACGAUUAACAUGGCCUCCCGAAUGUGCAGUCACGGUUUACCAGACCGUAUUCAUCUCAGCCCGGAGAGUCAACUUCUUCUGGAACAAUUUACAGAAUUCGUUGUCCAACCAAGGGGACGGCAACUUAUCAAGGGAAAAUACGAAAUGAUGACUUACUGGCUUAUUCCGUCAACACAAAACUGAAUUUUCAUAAGCCCUUUUGUACUCGUAAUAAAAACAUUGCCGCAUAAUCCUAAACUCUUAACUGCAUGUUUCAAACUUAAAUUACAACGGAAUAACAAUCCAACCAUUAAUUACUAGGAAGUGCACUCGCUUUUUGCGGGCACUGCAAAACUACCAGUAGAGUUUACUGAACGUGUUGAU
Paramacrobiotus metropolitanus is the source of this 3348-nucleotide messenger RNA. RefSeq names its product atrial natriuretic peptide receptor 2-like. Gene Ontology annotation, biological process: receptor guanylyl cyclase signaling pathway; protein phosphorylation; cGMP biosynthetic process. Bases 1 to 3168 code for a protein of 1055 amino acids. The transcript has 20 exons. The record is from RefSeq and is a predicted model, not a curated record. NCBI's taxonomy places the organism in Eukaryota, Metazoa, Tardigrada, Eutardigrada, Parachela, Macrobiotidae. Gene Ontology annotation, molecular function: protein kinase activity; guanylate cyclase activity; peptide receptor activity.